AUGGAUCUCGCAGCAAAUUCAGCUGUCGCAACAUUGUCUUUUCCACCGCCGGAAAACUUUGGAUUUGAAUUUCUUCCGGUCAAUAAACAAUUGUUGAAAGAUGAAAAUGUGGUGGACCAUGAACGAUUAAAAAGGAUUAAGGAGAAGGUUGAAAAGGCCGCUAGCGCUGCAGAAAAAGCGAGCAGAAACUUCCAGAAGCUAUACUCCACGCUUCGUGAUCUAUCAACGGUAAGCAACGACAAAAACGCCACAUGGGAUGCUGUUGUACAAAAAUACAUCGCGGAGGAAGGCAAAUCUAUACACGCGAAAAUGUCCAUCGUCAACAACAGCUUGAUUCCACCGCCGCCAACACACCAACCUCACGAUACACCAGCUACGAAUCAAAACAAAAAUCAUCAUGUUCAAGAACCUCGCUUGGAAUUCAUCACAGCCAAAGUAAACAACCUUGAUAACACGAUCGAUACACGACGUGCUAGCACGCGUAGGAAAAAACCGAAAAAGUCACGAGAUCCUAAUCGUCCCAAGAAGCCGCCAAACGCAUUCAUGAUGUUUUUGGUGGAGCAAUGUGACGAGAUGAAGAAUAAGUCGGGCACUGGUGGGUUGCACGCGCCGCAUGUGGGAAAGAUUGUGAGUGAACGAUGGAAGGAGUUGCCGCAUGACCAGAAGAGAUUAUACGAGGAACGAUACCAAAUCUCAAAAAAGAAGUACGAAGAAGAUAUCAAAAUAUAUUAUGCCAAUCGCGAAGAGGACCCCGUCGAAUCUCCGGAAAUAAUCGAGGAGAAAAGCCCAGUAAAAAUCAAGCAGGAAGAAAACGAAUACGAUUUCGCUUCCACCGCUGCUACAGCUCAUUCAUCACCAUCACCAAAAAGAUUGAAACGUAAUAACAAAGCUAGACCAUCAUCUUCAACAUCACAAGACAUUAACAAUAAGGACGUCUUAACGCAAAACACAGGUCAUCGAUCAAUACAACAAACUCCCAUCAUGAAAAUACGAAAAAACAGUCGUAAGCCACGAAAAGUUAAGGAUGCUAAUCGACCAAAAAAACCGGCCAACCCCUAUGCGUUGUAUUUAGCAGAGCAAUGUUCAUUGAUGAAGCAGAAGGCGGCACCGGGUGCAUUGAAUGCACCACAUAUUGGACGUGUGGUAUCUGAGCGAUGGCGAAGCCUUUCAAAAGAAGAUAAGCAGGUCUAUAUGGAUCGAUACAAUAUCGCAAAAAAUAAUUACGACGAAGAAGUGCGUAAUUAUAAUAGCAGUCUAUUAUUGCUAAACAUGUCAACAGCAUCAACCAAUUUAACGCCACCACCACCACCGAAGCCAUUACCUCCGAAACCCUCGCAAGAAGAACCAUUUGAUUCCAGUGAUGAGCAUGACGAAUUGGAAGGAGCUCCUUUGUCAAAUGAUGAACAAGAACAUGAACAUGAUGAGCUUCAAGAUGAUUACGAUGUUCCAUUGACGUCACCGAAAAGCAGUUCCAAGGAAAACCAAGAAAAGGUGCUGCCGGUUGCUGCUGAUGAUGAUGAUGAAUCCACUGAUGAGUCCUUGGAACUCGAAGAAAUGCAAGAUGUGGAAUAUAGUAAUGGUGGUGAGAAAGAUAACUCUGAAUCUUUUGUCAAAACGACCAAGAUCACCGCUGAUGGGGAACACCUACGAACACGAGAAGCACUGAUGGUAAACACCGAAAUCACAAAAAAGAAACACAUGCGAAAGCACGAGAGCGAUGGAGAAGAAGAUUCCAUCGGCGACGAAAGUGAUCACAGUCCCCUUGGGACACCUUCUGCAGAUGGCGAGAUCUCGCCAUCAAAAUGGUCACUGAAAGGCUUGUUUUCGGGAUUUAAGCGCCCAAAGUUCUUUCAAUAA
Molecule: messenger RNA, 1857 nt
Organism: Ambispora leptoticha
Lineage: Eukaryota; Fungi; Glomeromycota; Glomeromycetes; Archaeosporales; Ambisporaceae
Source: the annotation of a GenBank genome assembly